This is a messenger RNA of Tetrahymena thermophila SB210, 1097 nucleotides long. Its product is annotated as LITAF-like zinc ribbon domain protein. The record is from RefSeq and is a predicted model, not a curated record. NCBI's taxonomy places the organism in Eukaryota, Ciliophora, Oligohymenophorea, Hymenostomatida, Tetrahymenidae. Gene Ontology annotation, molecular function: zinc ion binding. The transcript has a single exon.
UCAAAAAUUUUAAUUAAUAUAUAAGUCAGUAAUUAGUUAUGAGAAAAUCUUUAUAGAGCACUCCAAACCAUUAGAUAAAUGUUAUAAGAAUUCCUAGCAGUUAAUGUAUAGGUUCAUAUUAGUAGAUAGUAUAGAGUAAAUAAAAUUUUAAUUAAAUACAGCCGAUUGAAAUGGAAACUUUUGCAAUAGGUUAACCUAUCAGUCAAGAUGGAGUGCCUUUAAUGACUCCUUUACUCUAAUUAAAUUCAUAAAUAAGUCAAAAUUAGAAUUAUUGUUAAACACCUACGAGUAUGAGAGCAGCAAAUAAUAAAAUUUAAAUAACAUCUCCUUUGAGUAGGCAAUUAAAUAAAAGCUUAAAUUAGUUAAAGUUCGAACAAUUUCCUGAUUCUGAUCUACCAUAAACUCUUUAUUGCUUUAAAUGUAAUAAGCUUGUGAUCACAUAAGUAGAAGAAGAGUAUGGGUGCGGUACCUAUUCUGUAGCUCUUGGAUUAUGUAUUUUGUUUUUUCCUUGUGCAUUUAUUCCUUUUAUGCAGAAACAGUGCAAAGAUUAUAUACAUAACUGCGGAGAGUGCAAAACAUAUUUAGGAAAGAAGGUUUUUCUUUGUAGACUAUGCUGAAAAAAAAAAAAUCUUGUAUAUUGUAAAGCUAAAUAACAAUAGUAAAUCUAGUUAAUUCACUAGUGUAUAUAUGGAAAAAAAAACUCCUACUAAUUAAUAAACGGCAAACCCUUUUUAAUUUAAAUUUAUAAUGCUUCUCCAUGGCAUUUAAUUAUCAAUUAUUUCAGAAAAAUUAUUUUAAUAACAUUUUGAAUUAAUAUUAAAAUUUGAAAUAAAUAAUUAAAAAAUUACUUUGUUAAGUUUUAUUGGUGGACAUAGACGUCUCAAAAAAAUACAACAAACUAUAAUAUUUAUAAAUUCUAAUUAGAGAGUAUUCUAAUUGAAGAAUAAGUAAAUUCCUUUUUAUCAUAACACAAUUUCAUCAAAUAAAAUAAAAUAAAAUGAAUUAUUUCUAAAACUAUUUAUAAAUUUUAUAUAACUCUAUUUUGUUUGUUUAUAUUUAUAUCUAAAAGUAAAAUUAUCAUUUAAAAGUUUACACUA